Vitrella brassicaformis is the source of this 2226-nucleotide messenger RNA. Lineage: Eukaryota; Vitrellaceae. The record is from the annotation of a GenBank genome assembly.
UUAGUCGAUGCCCAGCGACACGAAGCGGCCGGACUGGUCGAUGUAGCCCAGCUGCCCCCACUGGAACCGGCAGUCGGUGUUGCCGAGGUGGCCGUUGCAGCACUUGAUGAUGGACCCCUCCAGACCAUACACGGCUGCCUCGUCCAAACUCGCCCGAUGCACCACCUCUCGCACUCCGAGGCGCCUGUGUUGGCCGUCUUCUCCCCUUUUAAUGGCGAAGCACUGCAGUGGCGGCACGCACACCGUCUGCCCGCCUUGCCCGGCCCCCGUCACGCCCAUCACACUCUUCAACCACCGCUGCAGCCCCCGUCCCGCCCUUUCGCCCUUGCCCCUCUCGGCCUUGCCCACCACCUCCCGAUUGGCCGCCGUCUGCCCACGUCGGCCAGCCACCAUCACACCCGGCACACUCUUCAAUAACCGCACCAUCACACAAUCCGUCGAUUCGCCCUUGCCCGUCCCGCUCGUCGCCCCUCCCUCCUGCUGUUGCGCGUGCCGGGCGCCGCCCACCACCUCUCGGUUGCUGGCCGUCUUGGUGGCCGCCUGGUUGAUGAAAUGGUCGACCGCGGCACUCACGCGGCGCUUGAGAAGCGAGUCGGCGAUGAGAAACUUGUCAAUGACGGCACGGGCAGCCGACGGGUCGUGGAGGAACGAGCCGAUCUUCCAUGCGAUGCCUGUGGCCUCACACGGGCCGAAUGUGAGGUUGGACGGGGAGGGGUCGGGGUGGGCGCCAUCGUGGUGGGGCGCCAUGGGCAGCAGGCAGCCGAUGCGGGCAGCGGUGUCGCGCUGCGGCUUGAGGGCGGCAUUGAUGGCAGCCAUCACACGCUCCGGCAGCUCGUUCAGAAUCGCCGCAUACUCCUCCAGCACCAGGGACCGCUCGUACUGCGUCUCUUGGGUGUGCGAGGGCAUCAGGUCGACCGACGCGCCGUGCUGCAGCAGGGUGCGGAUGCAGCGCUUGGCCUCGUUGAUCAUCUCACGGAUGACAGGUCUCAACCUGUGGAAAAUGCGGGAACGGGAGACGUCGAGCGGGCAGCGCAGGCCUUGUGCCGCCCAUGAAAGGACGGUCAGAUUGACGACGCCCGCCGCGUUGCUGCCGGGCCCGUCGAUGUCGGUCAAAGGGAUGCGGCCGAGUAGAUACGUCAGAGCUUUGUGGUUGGACGCCCAGGCCGCGCACUGGAGUGGCGUCAGAGGCUCCACACUGGCCCCCCCUCCAGCUUGCUGCUGCUGAGUCAACGACGCGCCAUGCUGCACCAACAUGUCCAGGUAUCUGUUGAGGAAUCGCUGCGACAUACUCCUGCGGCUGCAAAUGCUGAUCACGGUCGUGUCGCCCAUGACGCCCGUGUCGGUUGCGAGGGAUGGGUCGUGCUGCAGCAGGCGGGCAGAGAUGUCAAACAGGGUGUCUUCGGCCUCCUCAUCGGUGAGCGAACACCCUUGCAUGAAGAGGAGAGGGCUGCUGGCGAGGGACGGGUGGCCGCGGACUGCCACAUGGUGGCUGAGGAGCACCUCGACGGCCGUCAUGUUGAGGGACUCCUUGGCCAUCUUGAUGGGCACAAUGGUGUGGUCGUCUCCUCCGUUGACGUUCGCCCCUGCCGAGAUGAGCUCAUUGAGGAUGGCCGCCUGCAUCUCUCGCGUCGACCACUUAGGCAGAGUGAUCGUCGAGGCGAUCGCGGGCAGCGUCGCAAACUGAAGGGGGGACAAGACGCUCUUGGUGUCGGUGGCCAGCACAAGGAGGCUGACAAGUUGGGUGUAGUUGCCUGCCGGAUUCAUAUUCUGUUCCCAUGGAAACGUCAGAGUGACAAUGACAUUGACGUCAGCGCCGAGACGAAUGAGCCGCUGAAUGCCGUCGAGGCUGAUGUUGCGGAGCAAAAUGCCAAGCACCAGGUCUUUAGUGGGCUGACUCGCGUCGUCGGGCAGGUGGAUGCCGACGCCCUCAAUGAUGGCGGCGUAGGCUCUGUUGGUACUGUCGGGCGUCAGAGCCAAGAGUAUGAGUGCUUCAUUGAGGACAAGGGUGUCCCAGAAAAUGCCGACAAGCGACACGGGCACGACGCCCCAGCACACAUCUGGAAGGAAAAGCACACGAACGGAGAGAAAAGAGGAGCCGGGACUCUGUCGUCGCUCGCUGUGCCUGUGCUUGGAUCGCCUGACUCGUCUUACAAAGGAGUAUGACGAUGAUUAGUCGGGUAUUGGCGGCAAUGAUGCCAGCGACACUGAGAGCGGGGACGAUGGCAU